Molecule: messenger RNA, 1116 nt
Organism: Paramecium tetraurelia
Lineage: Eukaryota; Ciliophora; Oligohymenophorea; Peniculida; Parameciidae
Exons: 3
Biological process (GO): protein phosphorylation; regulation of cytokinesis; mitotic spindle organization
Cellular component (GO): spindle pole centrosome; spindle midzone; chromosome passenger complex
Molecular function (GO): protein kinase activity; ATP binding
Source: RefSeq, a predicted model, not a curated record
AUGAAUUAAUAUUACUAUAACUUGCCACCUAAACCACAAAGCUUUGCACCUCCAACUCAAAAGAAAUUGCUUAAGGAUUAGUAUGAAGUUCUGCAGAUCGAGUUAGGAAGUGGAACUUAUGGUAAAGUUAAACUGGCAUUAAAUCAUACGAUUAAAAAAAAGUUUGCAAUAAAAAUAAUAUCAAAAAGUUAUAUGAAACAAAUCUUUGCCACCUAGCACAUCUUAAAUGAAUUAAAUUAUUUGCAAGCAUGCAAACAUAAAAAUAUUGUGGAAUACAUCGAGCAUUUUGAAGACAGAGAUAAUAUCUAUAUAGUGUUAGAGUAUUGCAAACAUGGAACCUUAAAUGAUCUGAUUAGAAAAAGAAAUAAACUAACUGAAGAAGAGGCAUUCCAUUAUUUCUAUCAAAUAGCACAAGCCAUCCUCUAUUUACAUGAAAAAGACAUCAUUCAUAGAGACAUAAAGGCUGAUAAUAUCUUAUUGUAAAAUAGCGAUGUGAAAGUUUGUGAUUUCAAUUGGUCAACCUUUUUACCAAAUGGUGGUAAAGCUAAGCCUUGUAUUUGUGGUACGACUGAAUACAUGCCACCUGAAGUCAUAAGAAAAGAAAUUCAUGACAAAGGAGUAGACAUCUGGGCCUUGGGAGUUCUAUUAUAUUAUAUGUUGCAUGGUGAACUAUUGUUUAGAGCCAAAUAAAAAGAGGAGUUGUAUGAAAAAAUUUGUAGUAAAUAACCAAUCAAAUUCAAUGAAAAUUUAUCUAAAGAGUGCCUAUUGUUGUUGCAAUAAAUGCUAGCACAUUAAAAACGAAUUAAUAUCUAGUAAGUCUUGAAUUCAAACUGGGUAAUCAAGAUGUUAAGAUGUAAGAAUAAUUCAAGUGUUCUUCGACUAACUCCAAUUAAAUGUAGGUCAUCUGCUUAAGAGUCAACCAGAUUUAGUGUUGUAUCAGAUUCUACUUAUUUCUCCAGUUCUAAGUUUACUGCAAAAUCUCAAGAUAUUGAACCAUCAGAGAAGCAAGGUAACAUAAGUUAGGGAACUCAAGAUUAAAAUCCAAAAAAGGUUAAAAGUUCUGCUUUGGAUUAAAACAAUCCUGCCUUCAGGGUUGAAAAAAAAUAUUGCUCUUGA